AUGGAUCGCCCGAAGAAGCCAUCAAUGCGUCACUUAUUCGAUGCCUAUUUUGCCCCGUCGACCAGCAGCGAGGAACCAAGCCAGCGAUUACAAGGCAAACACUUUGCGUUAAUCCGAAAUAUUCCACGAAGCUACCACUCGAAAAAUCUACGCAUAUUUUUCGCCGACUAUGUAGAAAAUGGCCGCUUCGAUUGCUUCCAUUUUAAGCACAGACCGGAAAUCCAGGAUAAGAAUGCUGAAACGAGCAGUUCAACGUUUUGCUGUGUAGUGAGGUUCGCUUCCGAGGAUGAUCGCGCUAGCUUUGUAGCGGAUUAUAAUGGUUUGAAUUGGACUGACGAAGCAUCGGGGCUGCAUCUUCCGAGGAAAUGUUUUGUGACAGCGGUCAAAUUGUCUGAUGGGCAAGCGGCCGGAUCAGCUAACUUGUCGGCGUCGGAUCUGCUCGAAAUGAUAGAGCUUCGUCCACCUGAAGCAAUGCCAAAUGGAAACGUUGGCACGCCGACUGCUUAUUUUUUGAGCCAGAUUUCACAAUGCAAGCUUCCCCCGUCGUUAAUCACAAGGCUGGGAUUGAAGAGGCAGCGGCGAAAGCGCAAAUUUGAGGCUGUCGACUUUGUUUAUAAUGGAUCGCGCCCGCUUACAUAUGGUUACAAAAAAGUCGACGCGUCCGACGACAAUGAUCGUCGCAAAACUAUGGAAAACGAGGCCAGCAGAGUGCAAGGAAUUCAAGAAGAAGCUGGAGAUGAUGAGGAUCCGACCGAUGUAGCUGUACGUCAAAUAGGGCCCGACAAUGAUGACGCUCCUGCCAAAGAUGAUGACGAUCAGUGCGAGGAAUGGGAAAGACACGAAGCCCAUUACAACGAUGUUACCGAACAGGACCGGACUAAGGAGAAGAAGUUUGAGCAAGAAAUGGAGGUGGUUUGGGAGAAGGGCGGCCCAGGACUCGUUUGGAAUAUGGACAAGGAGUACUGGGAUGAGCGUGAAAAGGGAACAGAUUGUGAUUGGAUGUGGGCGGACGAUUGGGACGUCGAUUACUCGGUUUACUAUGAGGGCAAAAUGGCCGGCGAUAAAGAUGCGAGGGAUUGUGUGGAGAUCAGGGACGAUGAGGCCCGACGAAAGGGAGGCCCGGCUGAAUCGGUGUUCCGCAAGCGGAAGGGACCGGCGCAAGGCGGCAGACAGCGACGGCACUCUGGUAGUGAUGUUGUCGACUUCGAGAAGGGUUCAAAGCGCAUUGGCAGUACGCUGAUGAGAAAAAUGGGCUGGACCCCAGGUACCGGCCUUGGAAUGAAGGGCCGUGAAGGCCGUGUCAAUCCCGUGGCGUUACAGAUGGAAGAUGAUGCGCUAGUUGGGAGAGAACGCCCUGGACUGGGCUAUCGUGGCGAAGCGCUGAAUAGGAACGUCACGAAACCGCCAGUUCGACAUGCUAUCGUCAGUGUUUACGACGAAUAUACCGACAAGGAUCAACAGCGAGAUAGCCUGCGACGUGUCGGCGACGAUCCCACGGAUGCUACAAAGGAGAUCCUAUGGAGGCAGAAGGAGCCGACCUACACAAAGCACACG
This is a messenger RNA of Mesorhabditis spiculigera, 1554 nucleotides long. Lineage: Eukaryota; Metazoa; Nematoda; Chromadorea; Rhabditida; Rhabditidae. The record is from the annotation of a GenBank genome assembly.